UCUAUUCUCACAGAUGAAUAAUUGGUUCGCAAAAUUACGUGGUAAUAAAGAUCAAAAUAAUCAACAGAAUCAACAGGAUGAUCAGAAAAAAGAUGAGAAAAAAGAAGAUGUAACAACGAUACGUCCACCAAUGCCAAUGGGACCAGCUGCAAUGUAUCCACCGAUGCCAAUGUAUGGUAUGGCAGCUGGACCUGCAUUUGGUCCACCAUUUGCUGGUAUGGUUUCCGGUGGACCACCAAUGUUUCAUAGUCCAAUGACAGCAAUGUCUACACAUCAAUUUGCUGCACAUCAUCAUCCACCAGCACCACCACCACCAAGACAUAUGAUGCAUGUUGGUCCAUCACAUACACAUGGUUUUGGUCCAUUUAUUGGUGGUUCUGGUGGGCCAAUAUUUUCACCAUAUUCACAGCCAUCACAUCUUAUGCCCAUUCAUAAUGAUUUUGGUGAUACAUAUGGUUCAUAUGGUGGUCCAUAUUCAAGUGAACCAAAUGAUCCAACUGAAACAUUCCAAGGUGGUGGUCCAAUGUUAGGUGGUGGUGGUGGUGGUCCCGGUGGACAUCCACAUCACCAUCAUCAUCAUCAUCAUCAUCUUUCUGGUUCAAAUGCCGAUUCAAUGAGCGAUUCGGCUCCUGGUUCAUCUAGCUAUGAUGAUCAAUACAAUAAAUGAUGAUCGAUAAUGGAUAAAAAAAUUGAAACACAAAUCAAU
This is a messenger RNA of Dermatophagoides farinae (American house dust mite), 706 nucleotides long. RefSeq lists its product as uncharacterized. The record is from RefSeq and is a predicted model, not a curated record. Lineage: Eukaryota; Metazoa; Arthropoda; Arachnida; Sarcoptiformes; Pyroglyphidae.